This is a messenger RNA of Trachymyrmex cornetzi, 885 nucleotides long. RefSeq names its product transmembrane protein 223. Bases 124 to 885 code for a protein of 253 amino acids. The record is from RefSeq and is a predicted model, not a curated record. NCBI's taxonomy places the organism in Eukaryota, Metazoa, Arthropoda, Insecta, Hymenoptera, Formicidae. Gene Ontology annotation, cellular component: mitochondrion. The transcript is spliced from 6 exons.
GCACUCGUGAGAGUCGUCAGUGCCGUCGUCGCGACGUCACGUCAAGGAUACGCGAGUUCGACCGAGAUUGCAGCAGAAGAACUUGAGUUGCCUUUUGUGACAUAGAACGAAAACAAUUUCAAAAUGUUAAAUCUAAUUUUGAGGCAUUCUAUUAUUCCUAAAACUUUACUAACUCAAGUACGAUCUGCCCGUGAAAUCACACAAAAAUAUUUUAUACGUGACAAGAAUAUAUUUUCAACGGCAGUGACCGUUAGAAUGUUUCUAACGAGAUGCAUAAGAUUAUCUGCUGGAGCAACACGACAAACAAGUUUCCUUAAACCAAACAAAUUGGUACAAAAUUUAUUAAUACAGCGUCGGCAAAUGUCACAAUUGGAUGUAAACACAAAUGUACAGAACAAUGUAAUUUUAUAUAAAUUUGAAGGAAGUAAAUAUUUCCGAAAUAUGCGGAUUUUUGGAGUUGUACAAUUAUUUUGUUGUUCAGUAUUGGCUUAUUAUAGUUAUACUUCAUCAUUCUGGGAUAUAUACAGGGCUGAUGUAAACUUAAAAGAACAUUUUGUGAACUACAUGUUUCGAUUUUGCAUAUUUUGUUUUACAAUUAUGGCAGGUCCUCUUAUAUGUCUUUACAUUUAUGCUACGUGCGCUCGUAGCAUCAAAUACAUUAUUUUAAAUAAAGGUGGUGAAACACUUUCAAUUAGUACUUAUCAUAUGCGAAAGAAGAAAUCCAAACUAAAUUUACCAGUAGGAACGGUAAGGUGUACCGCAAACAGACAGGAUGGAACAGGAGUAUAUUUACCACUUAAAAUAGAAAAUAGAUCUUUUUAUUACCUAGUUAGUAGAAGUGGCACUUUUGUAAAUUCAGAACUUUUUGAUUAUACACUAAGAUAA